AUGAAAAAAUAAAAUUAUCAUAGAAAUGGUGGAACCAAAAAGAAGCAUUUAACAUUUGAUUAAAAAGUUAUGGUCUUAAAAAAAUUAGGACCGAAACCAUCUAAAUUAAGAAUUUAAGCUAUGGCAUAAUAAUAUAAUAUCUCAUCAUCUACAAUUAUGAAUUGGAUUGAAAAAGGAAUUUGGACAUAAAUACCAUCUGUUAUACCAGAAUUAGAAUACUAAUAAAAUAAAUAAAAAUUAAAAAGAUAGAGAGAAAACUUUAUUGAACUUGAUGAUACAGAUUAAAAUAACACAAGAAAUUUAAAAAAAGAAAUUGAUGAACCUUAAUCAAAUUUAUAUGAUUAAAUAGAAAUUAUAUUAUGA
Messenger RNA from Paramecium pentaurelia, 363 nucleotides. The record is from the annotation of a GenBank genome assembly. Lineage: Eukaryota; Ciliophora; Oligohymenophorea; Peniculida; Parameciidae.